Messenger RNA from Eptesicus fuscus (big brown bat), 4737 nucleotides. RefSeq names its product caldesmon 1 (gene CALD1). Gene Ontology annotation, cellular component: actin cytoskeleton. The coding region runs from base 343 to 2580 and encodes 745 amino acids. Gene Ontology annotation, biological process: angiogenesis; muscle contraction; actin filament bundle assembly. Gene Ontology annotation, molecular function: myosin binding; actin binding; calmodulin binding. Lineage: Eukaryota; Metazoa; Chordata; Mammalia; Chiroptera; Vespertilionidae. The transcript is spliced from 15 exons. The record is from RefSeq and is a predicted model, not a curated record.
CCGACUGUAAACACAGGGGAUGUGUGUUCCCUCAGCGCGGACUUCUGGGCGGGGCCGGGGAAGGGCGGUCUGCCGUUUUAUUGAAUAGAGCCGUGCGGAUUGCGCUGCCUGCCUGCCCGCCUGCCCGCUCGCUGUGCUCCCGCGGAAAGAAGUCCGUCCUGCCUCUCUCUCCCGCUCAGUCUCCGGGAAGAAGUUCCAGCCUAUGAGGUAUCCUUAAAACAUUCCAAGUUCACCCAAUCGAAUCCCAUAGGGAUUGGUGAUCAAUAAGAAGGCUCAGACGUGGAUAUCUGAUUGCUUAACCAUCCAGACACCAUCUGGUCUCCCUAAGCCUGAAACCACGCCAUGGAUGAUUUUGAGCGUCGCCGGGAACUGAGGAGGCAAAAGCGGGAAGAGAUGCGCCUGGAAGCAGAAAGAAUCGCCUACCAGAGGACUGACGACGAUGAGGAAGAGGCCGCCCGGGAACGGCGCCGGCGAGCCCGACAGGAAAGGCUGCGGCAGAAGCAAGAGGAAGAAUCCUUGGGGCAGGUGACCGACCAGGUGGAGGUUCACGCCCAGAACAGUGUGCCGGACGAGGAGGUCAAGGCCACCACCACGCACACGCAGGUGGAGGGCGAUGAGGAGGCCGCGUUGCUGGAGCGCCUGGCCCGGCGGGAGGAGAGGCGCCAGAAACGCCUGCAGGAGGCGCUGGAGCGGCAGAAGGAGCUGGACCCCACCGUCGCCGACGCCGGCUUGUCUCUGUCCAGCGGCGGAAGAAUGCGGAACGACGCGGCCGAAGGUGACGACGCGGCCGAGAAGGAAGAGAAAAGCGAAAGUCGCCGAGAGAGAUACGAGGUCGAGGAAACGGAGAUAGUCGCCAAGUCCUACCAGAAGAAUGACUGGAGGGAUGCCGAGGAGAAAAAGAAAGAAGACCAAGAAAGGGAGGAGGAGGAGGAGAAGCCAAAGCGAGGGAGCAUCAGAGAAAAUCAGGUAGAGGUGGCGGUGGAAGAGAAUGCAGUAGAAACUCGAGAAGAAACAGCGGGGGUGCCUUUGAAAAACGGGCAGAUCAGUGCAGAGGAGCCUGCAAUUGAGCAGGAGAGGGAACGCGGUUCCGACGAGACGGCCCUUAACGAAAAGCUGGAGGAGGAGGAAGCAAGGGAAAGGGCCCAGGCAGAGAGGCUCAGGUUGGAAGCAGAAGAAAGAGAGAGGAUUCAAGCUGAGCAAGCCCAAAAGAUAGCAGAGGAGAAGGCCAGAAGGGAAGCGGAAGAAAAGGCAGCUGCACAGGAGAGAGAGAGGAGGGAGGCAGAGGAGAGGGAGAGGGCGGAGGAGGAGGAGAGAAGGGCGGCGGAGGAGGAGAGGCAGAGAGCAGAGGCAGAGGAAGCCGAGAGGGCUAAGAGAGAAGAGCAAAACCGCGCAGCGCAGCUAGACGAGAAAAAGGUCAAGGGGGGGAAGGUGGAAGAGAACACAGACGGGAAGCGAGUCAGGGAACAGAAAGGACCCGAAGAUAAACAUCAGACAGCUGCCCGAAAGAAACAGGAAGAAGAAAAGGGGGCUAAAGUGCAACUUAAAAGAGAAAAGUCCCAAGAAGACAAGCCUGCCUUCAAAAAAGAAGAGAUCAAAGAUGAGAAGAUUAAAAAAGACAAAGAGCCCAGAGAAGAAGUGAAGAGCAUCUUGGAUGGAAAGAAGGGGUUUACAGAAGUGAAGUCGCAGAAUGGAGAAUUCAUGACCCACAAGCUUAAACACACUGAGAAUACCUUCAGCCGCUCUGGAGGGAGGGCCAGCGAGGCCAAGGAGGCGGAAGGGGCUUCCCAAGUGGAAGCUGGCAAGCGCCUGGAGGAGCUGCGCCGCCGUCGUGGCGAGACUGAGAGCGAAGAGUUCGAGAAGCUCAAACAGAAGCAGCAAGAGGCAGCCCUGGAGCUGGAGGAGCUGAAGAAAAAGAGGGAGGAGCGAAGGAAGGUCCUGGAGGAGGAAGAGCAGAGGAAGAAGCAGGAGGAAGCAGAGCGAAAAGUCAGAGAGGAGGAAGAGAAGAGGAGGCUAAAGGAGGAGAUUGAAAGGCGAAGGGCAGAAGCUGCUGAGAAACGGCAGAAGAUGCCAGAAGAUGGCUUAGCAGAUGACAAGAAACCAUUCAAAUGUUUCACUCCCAAAGGUUCAUCUCUCAAGAUAGAAGAGCGAGCAGAAUUUUUGAAUAAGUCUGUGCAGAAAAGUGGUGUCAAAUCAACUCAUCAAGCGGCUGUCGUCUCCAAGAUUGACAGCAGACUGGAGCAAUACACCAGUGCCAUUGAGGGGACAAAAGCUGCAAAACCUAUGAAGCCAGCAGCCUCAGAUCUUCCUGUUCCUGCUGAGGGUGUUCGCAAUAUCAAGAGCAUGUGGGAGAAAGGGAAUGUGUUUUCAUCCCCCACCGCAUCAGGCACGCCAAACAAGGAAACUGCUGGCUUGAAGGUGGGGGUUUCAAGCCGCAUCAAUGAAUGGCUAACUAAAACCCCAGAUGGAAACAGGUCACCUGCUCCCAAACCUUCGGAUUUGAGGCCAGGAGACGUAUCUGGCAAGCGGAACCUCUGGGAAAAGCAAUCCGUGGAUAAGGUCACAACCCCUGCCAAGGUUUGAGACAGUUCAAGAAAGAAGCCAGAGUAGCCACUCAAGAUGCUGGACCAGCUCAGCUGAAGAGGGCUAAUGUGCUCUGUUUUAUAUUUAUGUUGAUUUACUAAAUUGGGUUAAUCUCCUUUUGUUUUAUUUUUCAUUAUCCCAGUAAGCCCAUGUAUAUUAUCACUAUAUUUAAUAAUCACAGUCUAGAGAAGUUCAUGGUAAAAGUACUGCCUUUGCACAGGAGCCUGUUUCUAAAGAAACCCAUGCUGUGAAAUAGAGACUUUCUACUGAUCAUCAUAACUCUGCCUGAACGGUGACACCAACCACGUCGGAAGUUGAGCAGAAGAAGGUUCAAGCUGGAAAUAUGCCUGAGGAAUGUGUGCAGUGUCCAGAAAAACAAACCAUAGUAGGGGUUUGGGUUUUUUUGUUUUAAAUACAGAAGUCAUGUUGUUUCUGCACUUUAGAAUAAAGCAUGGAAGAAAUGAUCUUAGUAGGCAAUUGUAACACUUUCUGAAAGUAAUGCAUUUCAGAUUUGAGAUUCUGCAAUGAUGAUUGUCUUUUUUUAAAACGUACUGUUAAGGUAUUACUUUUUUCAUGCUGAUGAUUAUCUAAAUUGGAUGAUGAUGUUAGAAGACAGUGGUACUGAUUUCUUUAGGUUGGUUGCUUUGUGGAUUUCUUUGGUAGUGAUAGUGAACCACAUUUUAGAUGACCUGAUCAUGUAUGUAUGUGCAUACACGUAUACAAACACACUAAUGGUAGAAAGCUUCUUUUAUGUGCUAGACUAUUAUAUUUAGCAAGUAUGUCCUUGUAACUAGCCAAUAUCACAGCUUUUCAAAAAUUAAAAAUCACAUUAUAUUAAUAUUCAUAUUUGCCAAUAGAGACAUGGCAGAAUAGGUAUCAAUAUAUCUUCAAUGUCAAUAAAUAAACUGUAAGAAAAAAGAGAGAUUCGAAAUGUCAAAAUGAAUUGACAUUUUCUAUAAAACAUAGUAUUUAGCUUAUAAUGAAAAGCAAUCUUGAAGUCCAAUGUGAUUUUACUAAAUCUACCAUCUGGAUCAGACUCAAAGCUUGCUGAGAACUUUAUUUUGUUAGCAAUCAAAUUCACAAUAGGUUGGCCUAGAGGAUAUCUGAGGUCUCUUCUUUGUCUAAAAUUUAAAGACGAGAAUUUUAGUGACAAGAUUGUCCAGAUUGAAAUUCCAUGUAUGGGUAUGCAAAGACCAGCUUUGGCUAAUGUCUGGAAGCAGAAAAGAAAAGUAAGUAAAUUCCAGUAUUUAAGAGUCAUUCUUCUUUAUUAUAGUCCUUCCAUCUUUAUUAUACUAAACCAUUUUUUAAAUUAAAAGUUUCUACUUUUAUUAGUCAUUGGUACUUGUCAUAAGUUGACAAGGUAUUGAACUUUCAAAAAAUAUAUGUAACUUUUAGUAGUUUUACUAUUUUCCCCAAGAGUCUUUAUCAAAUCAUCUUUUUUAUACACGUAAUCUAGACAUCAAAUCUUACUUUAGCUUAUAAGUGUUCAUCUAUUCUUCACAAUAGAUGAUAAAAAGAGUACUCCUCUGUCUUGGCAAUAUGUUUUAGCAUAGAGAUAUAUAGGAUAGUUCUAUAAACUUAUACCUCAUUUGACUUAACCAAAAGUGUCCUACUCUCAAUUUCUACCACAAUGAGGGAGCCUCACAAACGACUAUUUUCUAACCUACAGUAUUUCCCUGGAAGAGCUAGCCAGGGCAGGCUGACAUGAGCAGUGACUACUGCCUUGCAGAGUCUGUUUUUCUCAAAGAUCAGUAGAGUAGCUGAAUUCUCUAGCUUUCAGCACACCUGGGCCAAAGGAAGGAAAACCACCAAGACUGCACAAGUCAGCCACCCAUGACAGAAUAGAUAUGAGUCUAUGAUAACCUAGAACCCACAUGUAGUGCCUGAUUUAGCAUUGACUCCCAUCACUGGAGUGAAAUGGAUCGAAGUUUGUAUUAAGGCCCAUGGCAAUAUAACAGUACUUUGUUGUACUUUUGAACAAGAGCUUCUCCUGAUCACUAGUAUAUAUAUUUUUUCUAGAAAGUCUAAAGUUGAGAAGAGAAUAUAUCGAUCCUGACUUUUAUUCCAAUAUUUGGAUGGAAUAAGUUUUAGGGUAGAAUUUUGUUCCAUUUGGAUUUAAUCUUUUGAAAAAAAUAAAUCCCAUGUUUACUUGUUUGA